Diorhabda sublineata is the source of this 720-nucleotide messenger RNA. RefSeq lists its product as uncharacterized. The coding region runs from base 1 to 720 and encodes 239 amino acids. The transcript has 2 exons. The record is from RefSeq and is a predicted model, not a curated record. NCBI's taxonomy places the organism in Eukaryota, Metazoa, Arthropoda, Insecta, Coleoptera, Chrysomelidae.
AUGGAAAAGAGAAAAGGGGGAAGAGAAAAGGGGAAAAGAGAAAAGGGGAAAGAGAAAAGGAGAAAAAGAGAAAAGGGGAAAAGAGAAAAGGGGAAAAGAGAAAAAUGGAAAAGAGAAAAGGGGAAAGAGAAAAGGGGAAAAGAGAAAAGGGGAAAAGAGAAAAGGGGGAAAGAGAAAAGGAGAAAAGAGAAAAGGGGAAAAGAGAAAAGGAGAAAAGAGAAAAGGGGAAAGAGAAAAGGGAAAAGAGAAAAGGGGAAAAGAGAAAAGGGGGAAGAGAAAAGGAGAAAAGAGAAAAGGGGAAGAGAGAAAAGGAGAAAAGAGAAAAGGGGAAAAGAGAAAAGGGGGAAAAGAGAAAAGGGGAAGAAGAGAAAAGGGGAAAAGAGAAAAGGGGAAAAGAGAAAAGGUGAAAAGAGAAAAGGGGGAAAAGAAAGGGGAAAAGAGAAAAGUGAAAAGAGAAAAGGGGAAAAGAGAAAAGGGGAAAAGAGAAAAGGGGAAAAGAGAAUAGGGGAAAAGAGAAAAGGUGAAAAUAGAAAAGGGGAAAAGAGAAAAGGGUUAAAGAGAAAAGGGGAAAAGAGAAAAGGGGAAAAGAGUAAAGAGAAAAGAGAAGAGAAAAGGGAAAAGGGAAAAGCGAAAAGAGAAAAGAGAAAAGAGGAAAAGGGAAAAGAGAAAAGAGAAAAGAGAAAAGAGAAAAGAGAAAGAAAAAAUUUGUUGUCGAGUUGA